Tachysurus fulvidraco (yellow catfish) is the source of this 948-nucleotide messenger RNA. RefSeq names its product very low-density lipoprotein receptor-like. The record is from RefSeq and is a predicted model, not a curated record. The coding region runs from base 92 to 631 and encodes 179 amino acids. The transcript is spliced from 5 exons. Lineage: Eukaryota; Metazoa; Chordata; Actinopteri; Siluriformes; Bagridae.
CAGAUAUGGACCCUGUCUGGAUGCAGAUGUGUGUGAUCAGGUGUGUAUUCAUUCUAACAUCUCUUAUACCUGUGAGUGUCGUCAUGGUUACAUGAAGAGCUCAGGGACUGGGCGGUGCCUGGCUACAGGGGAUACAGCAGCGGUGGUCUUCAGUAGCAGUGAGGGAAUCGUGUGGAUGAAGCCUGAUGGGUCUGAGAAUAAAAAGCUCACCAACACAACAGGAACAUCAGGAGCUUUAACCUCUCACACUGCUGAUAACACACUGUACUGGACCAACACUGAACACAUCUAUAGGAUGGUUCUGGAUGCAUUAGAUCAUGAACCCUCAGUGAUGUUCUCUGGAGUCAGUGGGAUUGUGGGUCUGGCUGUGGACUGGAUUAAUGAGGUUCUGUACUGGACCAGUAACAGUACUGGAGCUGUUCAUGCUGCAGAACUGAACGGAAGUGAACACACUCCUCUAAUCUCGGGUCUGUCGUCCCCGACCGCUGUCGCCGUGCAGCCUGUAGUCGGUUUCCUGUUCUGGGCCGACGCUGGAGUUUCUCCCAGAAUCGAGCGCUCUGGUCUGAACGGACAGAACAGGAAAAUCCUGGUCAGCUCCAUUAUUCAGAACCCCGUCUCCAUCGCUCUGUAGCCUGUUAUUAAAGAGAUGAUUAUGGUGGUGUUAAUGAGCAGACGUUCCCCGUGGGCUGCUGUACUGGGCCGACUCGGGCCUGAACACCGUGUCGAGGGUGGCGUACGACGGCCUGCACAGGAAGACGGUGGUGGAAUCAAACGGUUAUCUGAACCAGCCAUUUGGACUGGCCGUGUUUGAGUGUAGUGUGUACUGGACUGACAGGCUUAAAUCUGCGAUCUGCCAUGCUGGUAAACACAACAAGGCUCUGCUUAAAGUCACCCUGAUCUCUGGAGGGAGCUCUCCAGCAGGAUUGCUCAUCUACCACCGGCUCCUGC